Molecule: messenger RNA, 1421 nt
Organism: Chinchilla lanigera (long-tailed chinchilla)
Lineage: Eukaryota; Metazoa; Chordata; Mammalia; Rodentia; Chinchillidae
Gene: Colec11
Product: collectin sub-family member 11
Exons: 7
Coding region: 147-977 (276 amino acids)
Source: RefSeq, a predicted model, not a curated record
UGCUGGCCUCUAAAUAGCAGCCAUGCUGCCCUGCAGCGCAGUGUCCUCACGGGCCGGCGACGGAAGGACAGCGGUCAGGAAGUCCCCUCGCCCAGCGUGCUCAGGCCUCCCCCUGUCCAGGAGUCAAUGUCCUGCUGGUGCCCACGAUGAGGGACCUGGCUCUCACGGGUGUGCUGCUCAGCCUGGCCUUCCUGUGGCUGCCACUGCCCGCGCGUCCCCAGCCGGCCAUGGAUGACGCCUGCUCUGUGCAGAUCCUUGUUCCCGGCCUCAAAGGGGACGCGGGGGAGAAGGGGGACAAAGGAGCCCCAGGCCGGCCUGGAAGAGUGGGUCCUACGGGAGAGAAAGGAGACAUGGGGGACAAAGGACAGAAAGGCAGUGUGGGUCGCCAUGGGAAAGUUGGUCCAAUCGGUGCCAAAGGUGACAAAGGUGAGGUGGGGGACACAGGACCGCCUGGCCCUCAUGGAGAACCAGGUCUCCCAUGCGAGUGCAGCCAGCUCAGGAAGGCCAUCGGUGAGAUGGAUAACCAGGUCACCCAGCUGACCACCGAGUUAAAGUUCAUCAAAAACGCCCUGCCCUCCCCCGCAGCUGUCGCCGGCGUGCGCGAGACGGACAGCAAGAUCUACCUGCUGGUGAAGGAGGAGAAGCGCUACGCCGACGCCCAGCUGUCGUGCCAGGGCCGCGGGGGCACGCUGGGUAUGCCCAAGGACGAGGCGGCCAACGGGCUGAUGGCCGCCUACCUGGCGCAGGCCGGCCUGGCGCGCGUCUUCAUCGGCAUCAACGACCUGGAGCGCGAGGGCGCCUUCGUGUACUCCGACCGCUCCCCCAUGCAGACCUUCAGCAAGUGGCGCAGCGGGGAGCCCAACAAUGCCUACGACGAGGAGGACUGCGUGGAGAUGGUGGCCUCCGGCGGCUGGAACGACGUGGCCUGCCACAUUACCAUGUACUUCAUGUGCGAGUUCGACAAGGAGGGCGUGUGAGCCCGGGACGCGGGUCCCGCCAGCCCCACCCCAGGGCAGACCUGCCAGGGCUCGGCCCGAACCCCCCAGAAUGCAGAGUCCCUAAGAAGGGAGACAGCCUUUACCGGGGGCUAUUUCUGGAGAAGUAGAGCCUUAUUACCUGUCUUAUAGCAAAAUGCUCACCAGGGAACUGUUGUUCGGGAUUGUCUUUCCGUACAUCUGUUGCCGGGGUCCAACCCUGAAACAGCGUCUUUCAGCGCUGCAGCAGCUCCGUGUGAACAGCGGCGCCUCCGGGGCCGGGAAUCACUGCGCACCUCUUAAUUUCUAUAUGGGAGAGGGCUGUGUGCCUAUAAAUUAUACCGAAGCAUAGGUUCCUUUUCACUAGUACGCAAGCAGAACAGGAUUUGCUUUGCUUCAAACCAAGGCUUCAAGAAUACAAAAAUAAAUUCUCUAAACUUCACUCUG